AUGGCGCCUAGACUUCCUCCUCCCCCGCAGCCUAACGAGCCCGAUACGUCCAACAGUGCAAGAUUGAUGGAGGCUGUGAUUGAUAGAUUGCAGCAGCAAAAUACCACUUUAAUGGAACAGAAUGCCACGCUGAUGCAGCAGAAUCAGAACGCCAUGCAGAGCUUGGAGGCCGCUCGUGCCAGCUCUGAGACUACACAGCGGCAACUGAUGGAAAUUCUUGCUGCAACCAGGGGCACGCCGGGGGCGUCCUCUUCUACUGCUACACCACAUGCUGAGUGGAGUUUGGAAAGCUUCCUUCAACAUCGACCAGCCAAGUUUAGUGGGACGUGUCUUCCUGAUGAGGCAGAUCAAUGGCUGCGUGACAUGGAGAGAAUUUACAACGCUAAGAUGUGCCCAGAUGAGAACCGUUUAGCCUUCACAGAAUACCUUCUAACGGGAGAAGCGAGCCACUGGUGGGCGAGCGUGAGGGCCAUAUUAACGGACGCUCACAGUCCUAUCACUUGGGAAGUUUUCAGAAGCAAAUUCUAUGAAGAAUAUUUUCCAUAUAGCGUCCGUUUCACCAAAGAGGCAGAGUUCCUACAGUUGACACAAGGAGGAAUGACCGUUUCUGAGUAUACGAACAAGUUUAAGCACUUGGUUCGUUUUAAUACCAUGGCAACCAGUGCGGAGUGGCAGUGUAGAAAAUUUGAGAAUGGUUUGAGGAGCGAUCUGAAGGUGUUAAUCUCCAGCCUGUGUAUCCGUUCUUUUCCUGCAAUGGUUGAGAGAGCAAAGGUGUUGGAGAAGAACAUGGCUGAAGCCGAACAGCGUAAGAAGCAACAGACUUCCAGGGGACCGAUACUAACAAGACCAAAUCUGACUCGGAAUAGUACUCCAUACGCGCGUCCAGUUCAGUCGAGUGGUUCACAAGCGUUGGUGGUUGCUGGGCAGUCGGGACAACCAGGGGCAGUGAGAUGUUUUCAAUGUGGAGGACCCCAUUACAAGUCAGCUUGUCCUCAAUUGGUAGGAGUAAAAUAUUGCACUCGUUGUAGAAGACACGGCCACUUGGAGAACGAGUGCAAUAUGGGUGGGCGUGCAGUGAUGAGGCCACCCAACACUGGAAGGAAUCAGACUAGAGGGGGUGGACGAGCCCAAGCUGUUGGGCGUGUGUAUGCGAUCACUGGUGCAGAAGAAGCAAGUUCAAGUACACUUAUCACCAGUACGUGCGUGUUAUAUGGAAUGAAUUGUUGUGUAUUAUUUGACUCGGGGGCGACACACUCCUUCAUCUCGAAGGCGUGCGUUGAUAAGUUGGGGAUAGUCGAGAGCGAGAUGCAUUUUGACUUGGUGGUUUCAACCCCGGCAGCGGGAGAGAUUAGGACAUCUACUGUGUGCGUUAGAUGUCCUAUUGAAGUAGAAGGGCGUAGAUACAAGGUGAACUUAAUAUAUUGUGGAGCUAAGAAGUUAAUUUUCCCUGAAGAAUAUGAAGAGGAGUUGGGUGUGAGGCUCGGCCAGUUGAAAGAAGAUAUUAUGGAGGGCGCGAGUUGUUUCUUGAUUAUGACGCAUGAAGACAUAGAGGUUGCGGAUAAGAGUUUUGAACGUUCGUCCAAUAAGUACACUGAAGGACGAACGGUUGUGGACGAAUUCCCGGACGUCUUUCCGGAUGAGGUGCCUGGAUUGCCUCCCGUUCGUGAAGUUGAGUUUACCAUAGAUUUGGUAACUACCGCGGCUCCUAUAUCCGUUCAACCAUACAGAAUGGCACCUGCUGAAUUGGUUGAGCUUAAAAAGCAAAUUGAAGAGUUGAUGGACAAGAGAUUCAUCCGUCCAAGCCUGACCAUCAAGAAUAAAUACCCCCUGCCUCGCAUUGACGAUCUACUGGAUCAAUUACAUGGAGCGAGCGUCUUCUCAAAGAUUGAUCUAAGAUCGGGAUACCACCAAAUUCGGGUUAAGGAAGGAGAUAUUCAUAAGACGGCCUUUAGAUCUCGGUAUGGACAUUAUGAGUACGUAGUCAUGCCGUUCGGUGUGACGAACGCUCCAGCAGUCUUCAUGGACUACACGAAUAGGAUCUUCAGGCCGUACUUGGACAAGUUCGUGGUGGUGUUUAUUGAUGAUAUUCUCAUUUACUCCAAGAGCUGCGAGGAGCAUGAAGAGCACUUGAGAUUAGUACUUGGAGUGUUGAGGGAAAAGGAGUUGUACGCUAAGUUGACCAAGUGCGAAUUCUGGAUGAAGGAAGUACAAUUCUUGGGGCACGUCGUAUCUGCUGGUGGAAUUUCAGUCGACCCAGCCAAAGAAUUGAAUAUGAGGCAGCGGAGGUGGCUUGAAUUCCUAAAGGAUUAUGAUUUUGAAUUGCUUUAUCACCCUGGUAAAGCGAACGUUGUGGCGGAUGCUCUAAGCAGAAAGGCGGUUCAUGUCUCGGUAAUGAUGGUUAAAGAGCGAAGUUUGGUGGAGAGUUUCCGAGACCUAAGGUUACAGUUCGAGUUAGGAGCGAACGUUAUCAAAUGCUGUAACCUUAGUAUUUCGAGCAACGUGUUUGAUCGUAUCAAGACGAAGCAACGAGAGGAUGAAGAGCUAGUGAAGAUCUUAGGCGCGCUCGGUACGGAUCAAGCUAAGUGGUUCAACACUGGAACGGACGACAUGUUACGUUACAUGUUAUGUUACUGA
Messenger RNA from Vigna angularis (adzuki bean), 2634 nucleotides. RefSeq lists its product as uncharacterized. Gene Ontology annotation, molecular function: zinc ion binding; nucleic acid binding. Bases 1 to 2634 code for a protein of 877 amino acids. The transcript is spliced from 4 exons. NCBI's taxonomy places the organism in Eukaryota, Viridiplantae, Streptophyta, Magnoliopsida, Fabales, Fabaceae. The record is from RefSeq and is a predicted model, not a curated record.